UCUUUGAAUUAGUGGCUUAUUCGGACGCUGAACAAGAAGGACGUUAUUCCCUUCCAUUUUGGGAGCAGAAGUCCAAAACAACAGCUGGGAACCACUGACCUCAAGGCAGCAGAUGCCAUAAUUGAAACAUCUACAAAUUCAUCAUGAUUCUUCAACAGCUGUUUAGGUUCUCUUCUAUUUUUCAUUCAACACUCUCAAUCCACUUACGUAGAAAUAUUGGCUUUUCUGCCAUUGUGUUUAACAAGGCAAAGGAACUUGAUCCUGUACAGAAACUCUUUGUGGACAAGAUCAGAGACUAUAACACAAAAAGCCAGAAAGCUGGUGGCCCUGUUGAUGCUGGCCCAGUCUAUGAGAAAGAAAUGAAUGAACAAAUUGUGAAACUCCAGAGGUUAUAUGGUGGUGGAGACCUGACUAAAUUUCCGGACUUCAAGUUUGAGGAACCUAAGUUUGAAGAGGAACAGAAGUGAUGGUGUGGUCGUGUGUGCACAUCAAGCAACAGUGUCUGAUUGGAUUUGUUGAAUUAGGCCUGUCUUUGUGGCAUCAAUAAAUAGUUCCGUGUUCAGUC
Anolis sagrei ordinatus is the source of this 565-nucleotide messenger RNA. RefSeq names its product ATP synthase peripheral stalk subunit F6 (gene ATP5PF). The record is from RefSeq and is a predicted model, not a curated record. Gene Ontology annotation, molecular function: proton transmembrane transporter activity. Gene Ontology annotation, biological process: proton motive force-driven ATP synthesis. Lineage: Eukaryota; Metazoa; Chordata; Lepidosauria; Squamata; Anolidae.